This is a messenger RNA of Anneissia japonica, 1485 nucleotides long. RefSeq names its product speract receptor-like. Bases 1026 to 1442 code for a protein of 138 amino acids. NCBI's taxonomy places the organism in Eukaryota, Metazoa, Echinodermata, Crinoidea, Comatulida, Comatulidae. The record is from RefSeq and is a predicted model, not a curated record. The transcript is spliced from 4 exons.
AGUAACUACCGUUAGUUUAUUCGUCGUUGUAUACUGUAUACAGAUUUUGGAAUAGAUGAUGGUGAGGACACAAGAGCCAAAUUGGCUUUUGAAUCAUUAUUAUUACUAACUCCACACGUUGCUCCAAACCUCGCCUAUACCACCUUCAAGGAAGAAGUAGCAAACAUAUCACAGGCAGAGCCAUUCAACUCACCUUAUACUAUGGUAGGUACCGUCGAUAACUGGAAUGUAUAAAUAUGAUAAUUAAUUUGUUAAGUAUGAAAUCUACCAGAAUGGUGUUCUAGCUUGAUAACUGCGAGGACGCCUACCAAAUCUCAGUGUCAUGUCAUGGAUUUAAAAAUGCACCUGCAUAAUUCAUCCUUCCAGGAUAUUGCUUGUAACUCGCUGGUUGAUGAGUAUCAAAUAAUAAAACUUUGCUGAUAUAUUCUUUAUUUCACAUCACAUUAGUACGUCUAAAUUUAUUAGUAAAACCUCAAACGUUUCAGUAUACAUUUGUGAUGUAUAACCGAAUUAAUCUAGCUCUAACCUUUCAUUAAUGUUGGCAAUAACAGAACUUUAAGUGCUUAUAGAUAGCAACCAUAACUCAGACGUUCCAUUUCUGGUGAUCAGAACAGACCGUCCUGUAUCCUGUAGUAGCAGCAGCAGCAGUGAAGGGCUUUUAGUACAUUGUUGUCCUAUUUCGCCGUUAGUAUAUUUUGUAAAACGUAUAAUUUAUUUAUCUAGGUCUCUGCAAUAUUUUAGAAUGUGGAAUGCUAAUUUACAGACAUAAUUUUGGAUAUUUAUUGAUGGACACUAGGUACUACAAUAACUCAUUAGUCCAUUAAGUAAAUCGUGUAGAAGAGUCAAUAUUUCAUGCAUAUGUAUUAUGGUAAACGCGUUCCCAUCCUAUUGAAACAAGAUAAUGCAAUAAAUCAGCCUAAUUAAUAAAUGUUUAAUGUUGGAUCUUGUAGGACAGCCCAUGGUUCACGUAUGGUGCGUUUCUGUAUGAUGCCGUUGUACUGCUGGCAAACGUUUUCCACGAGGUAAUGGUUGAUGGACACGACCCUCGAAAUCUUACAACAUUAGUCGACAGAAUUAAAGGACGAGAAAUUGAAAGUAUCAGUUCAAUCACGAUUCAAUUUGAUGAUGAUAGUGGCGAUGCUUUUGUAUCAUUUGACGUACGGGACAUGACUAAAUUUUCACUGGACGAUCAUAUUAAAGGAAUGGUCCCAGUAGCACAGAUAACACGAAACAUCAACAGCGGACAAUGGAUGUAUGAGCCUAUUGUUGAUGCGCCGGAUGUACAUUGGCCUAAUCGCACAAGCCCGCCGAUCGAUUACCCUCCUUGUGGUUACGCUGGCGAGUUCUGCAAAAUCCCAAAUUAUAUGGCAGCUAUGUGCGUGAUCCCAAUAAGCAUAAUCGUCAUAGGACUCAUCGUUUACAGGUAUGACAACCAUGGAUGAAGUUGCCAAAUAUAGAUGUAUUUUAAAUAACACAUCAAUAGAC